Scheffersomyces stipitis CBS 6054 is the source of this 1546-nucleotide messenger RNA. It is a transcript of the gene GWT1, whose product is annotated as glucosaminyl-phosphotidylinositol O-acyltransferase. The coding region runs from base 13 to 1515 and encodes 500 amino acids. Gene Ontology annotation, biological process: GPI anchor biosynthetic process; protein localization to plasma membrane. Gene Ontology annotation, cellular component: membrane; endoplasmic reticulum. NCBI's taxonomy places the organism in Eukaryota, Fungi, Ascomycota, Pichiomycetes, Serinales, Debaryomycetaceae. The record is from RefSeq and is a predicted model, not a curated record. Gene Ontology annotation, molecular function: glucosaminyl-phosphatidylinositol O-acyltransferase activity. The transcript has a single exon.
AACUCUCGCUCCAUGAGCUCCCUCAAAGAACAAAAGGAACAGUUCGUGUCCGACUUGCUAGGCGGCUCUGUUCUGGAAAUCUACGCCGUCACCGGUGUGGCUCUAACCUCAUACUUGGCAUUCAGAAUCUACGACGUCCUAGUCAGCCAUGAGGUCUCGUUUCUCUACGACUUCAUCCUCAAUUGCCUACCCAUCUUGGUACUGAUCACCUUAUACAGCGACAAAGUCACCACGUUGCAUUUGGCCAUAAUUGUGCCGAUUUUGCUGAUUUUCGUCUUUUCCAAAUACACCUUUCCUGAUUUAUGGAAAUCAAAUGGUGAAAGGACUAGCCAGAAUGAAAACAAACAGCUGAAAUCUGCUGAAAAACAACUUCUACCCAAAAAGUCAUUCAUCACAGCAUACAGAGCCCACAUGCUCAUAAUAACCAACUUGGCUAUCUUGGCCGUGGACUUCAAUGUCUUUCCUAGAAGAUUUGCUAAGGUCGAAACCUGGGGUACUUCCCUUAUGGACUUGGGAGUAGGCUCGUUUGUGUUCUCAAUGGGGUUGGUCAAUUCCCGAGCCAUUAUCAAGAAUAAGUUUAACCGCGGAUCCAGUGAUAGUGGCUAUAAAUUCAGCGUCGUGGAUUACUUCUCAGUUGUGAAAAGGAGCAUCGUGAAAUCAGUGCCUUUGCUAGUUUUGGGUGGUGCCAGACUCGUCAGUGUCAAAAGCUUGGAGUACCAAGAACAUGUCUCUGAGUAUGGAAUUCACUGGAAUUUCUUUAUCACCUUGGGCUUGUUGCCGGUUUUGCUCGGAGUAUUGGACCCUGUGUUGAAUGUAGUGCCGAGAGCUGUUGUAGCCCUUGUUAUCACCAUAGGAUACGAGAUUGUAUUGGUCAACACAGAAUUGUUGAGAUUCAUCUUAGUUAGCGACAACAGACUUCAAAACUUGAUCACCAUGAAUAAGGAAGGCAUUUUCUCCUUCUUCGGCUAUUUUGCUAUAUUCGUGUUUGGCCAGUCCUUCGGAUCAUUUGUUUUGACUAACUAUAAGACACCCUACAACAUGCUUACUUUUGUUCCUCAGAAGGAAACUUCUGGCAAGAAAAAGAAGAAGCAUUCCCAAAUAAAAUCGUGGCUCACGGUUAACACCACGAAUGGUUUGAUCAUCGCCAGCAUCUUCUACCAGUUGCUCUUUUACUUUGUACGGGAAUCGGGCUACAUCUUGAACGUAUCCCGUAGAUUGGCCAACUUGCCCUAUGUCUUGUGGGUUGUGUCAUAUAAUGCAACGUUGUUGUUGGGAUACAACUUAAUCGAGAAGUUCUUCCCUGAGAGCCAUGAGUCGUAUUUGUUGGAAUCUACCAACAGCAAUGGACUCUUGAUCUUUUUGAUAGCGAACGUUUCUACGGGUUUGGUUAAUAUGACCAUCAACACUUUGGAAUGCUCUGAUCCAGUCGCUUUUGCCAUUUUGACAGUGUAUGCUGCUGGAUUGUGUUUAUUGUCCAACUUAUUGAACAAUAAGGGUAUCUAUGUAAAGCUUUAGAUAGACUAAAAGUAUAUGAUUUUUGAGAUUU